AUGACGCAAUUCUUUCGCCAGGCGGGAGUCACAUAUACUCAGUCAGCUAAAUUGGUCCACCGCCUCAAUGGAAAUACAGGACGUAUCAACACGAUGACACUGUCUACGGAUGGUGCGCGUCUGGUAUCUGCAUCUUUGGCAGUCAACCAUGAUGCACAUUACGGCCUCUCCACCGAGGAAGAGUACAAUGUUAACCCUCCUGAUAAGACAAUUCGGCUGUGGGAUACGAAGGCCGGACUUUCGAUUCGUAUACUUCAUGGUCUUGCAUCUUCUGUUGACUCCCUACCAUUCACAAGAGAUGGAAAGAUAUUAGCCGCCGCAUAUGAGAAUGGCAUUGUUCAGAGCUGGGACACAGCAACUGGCCAAGCCCUCCUGCCGUUGGAAUAUGAGCCCAGUUCUAGCUCCACCUUAGAUGGGGAAACCUUCCAUCUGGAUGUAGCCUUCUCCUCCGACGGGAAGACAAUCUCAUGCACAUUUCCAGACGGGGAUUUGAGACUCCGGGACAUUACUUCAGGGGGGUUACUUACAGUUUUGGACAAUAGAAUGAUCUUAAAAUCCGCUCGCUUUUCGCCCAACGGCAAGCUGUUGGCAACAACAUCAAACGGUCACAUGGUGCAAUUGUGGAAGCCCAUAACGGGCGAGCUUCUCGGAGUCUAUAAGGGGCUAAAAGGUCUUUCGAUAGGUUCCUCGGAUGACGGUCACUCCCUCGACACAGAAACGGGACAACUGAACCUUGGAGUAAUAUGACCGACUCUGUCGACAGGACACCA
Molecule: messenger RNA, 770 nt
Organism: Aspergillus heteromorphus CBS 117.55
Lineage: Eukaryota; Fungi; Ascomycota; Eurotiomycetes; Eurotiales; Aspergillaceae
Product: WD40 repeat domain-containing protein
Exons: 2
Coding region: 1-747 (248 amino acids)
Molecular function (GO): protein binding
Source: RefSeq, a predicted model, not a curated record